Molecule: messenger RNA, 441 nt
Organism: Fusarium verticillioides 7600
Lineage: Eukaryota; Fungi; Ascomycota; Sordariomycetes; Hypocreales; Nectriaceae
Exons: 1
Coding region: 1-441 (146 amino acids)
Source: RefSeq, a predicted model, not a curated record
AUGAGACCGCAGACACACUCCUUCACAGCCGACUUUCCUCUUUCCCCUGCAAGGAAUGCUUCGAUCACCCCCUCAACUACGGUCGUCCUCUCGAGUGCACCUCAUACCCGGCACUCGCCUCUCAUGCAAGCGAUGUUCGAAAGUGAAAUUCAGUUGUACCCAGCUGGACAACUUGUUUGCCACCAGCCCGGGCUUGCGCCGGCUCUACCGCGAGAUAAAGAAAACCACCGACAACUGCGACCAGGAAGUUCAUCUAUCAGCUCCCAGACGACAACAGGGAGAUCAAAGUCCAGCCUCUACAACUGUAAAGCAACGUUAGAAGAACCUGCAGUUACCGACUGCGAACACACAAGAACGAGUCUUGAUGCUGUAACAAGCUAUAAUAUAAACAUCUUGACCAAUGAGCAACCCCAUACAAGCGACGAUACCUCAAUGUUUUAA